Molecule: messenger RNA, 735 nt
Organism: Colletotrichum chrysophilum
Lineage: Eukaryota; Fungi; Ascomycota; Sordariomycetes; Glomerellales; Glomerellaceae
Exons: 2
Coding region: 1-735 (244 amino acids)
Source: RefSeq, a predicted model, not a curated record
AUGUCGAUUACAGUAUCCUCAGUUUUGAGGUCCCUACAGGGGAUCGCAAAUGCUACGAAGUCAACGGAGGAGGAAUUGAAUAGGGUUGACUUCAACGUCGCGCUCGCGUCAUCAGAACAGAACAACAUAGUGAACAAGGCGCAUUCAGAGGGUCUUUCCAUCGAAGAAUGGAACUCGUUAAUCGCAGAAACUAUAUCAGAACUCGACGAGACUUCCCUCCACAUUGCCUCUCUAUCUGUCGCAAUCGCCUCUGUGCGAGAAAAAUGCCGCCAGAAUCAACCAGCAACACCGGAAGAUCUAGACCGGAUAUGGACCACUAUCCGCGCAGCUCUCACCAGCAAGAAUCUCUCCCGAAACCUCUUCACCGCAAACCGCAGCGCUCAAGGCCUGCUGGCCGUUCCCCUCUGCAGCCUGCUCAAAGACGGGAGCAUCGACGAGCUCUUCCGUCUGCACGUCUGGAUGCCAGAUGGCAAGCGCGCGAACCCAGAUUUCACACUACACUCUCAUCAGCCCUUUGCACAGAGCUGGAUCCUCGCGGGUGAGGGGCGAGAUCACGCCUAUCAAGUUGAUGCCGUUGAUGAUGUCGACGAGGCGACAAACGCGGGGUACGCCCUUGCGUGGAAUGAUGGAAAGGGGCAGAAUGCGACGUACAAGACCCAUCAAGCCUAUUCCAUUGUGCAGAACACAGGGAAGCUAUUCAAGGCCGUCGAGACCUCCACUGAGAAGCAUAGGUAG